This is a messenger RNA of Leptinotarsa decemlineata (Colorado potato beetle), 4557 nucleotides long. Its product is annotated as probable phosphorylase b kinase regulatory subunit alpha. Gene Ontology annotation, biological process: glycogen metabolic process. The record is from RefSeq and is a predicted model, not a curated record. NCBI's taxonomy places the organism in Eukaryota, Metazoa, Arthropoda, Insecta, Coleoptera, Chrysomelidae. Gene Ontology annotation, cellular component: phosphorylase kinase complex. Gene Ontology annotation, molecular function: calmodulin binding.
AAUUUUAGAAGUAGACAAUACCAUUCAGUUAACCUUGAAUCUUGCAAUGUUUUUCUGAAUUUAAGUAAUAUCUAUUUCAAUUUUUCUAUCAGUAUACAGCUAAAAAUGAGGAACAGAAGUAACUCAGGGGUCCGCCUGGACUAUUACCAGCGUCAGGUUCACAAAAUCAUUAUGGAACACCAAAAUCAAAUAACGGGCCUAUUCCCACUCAGCACAGACAAUAAUCAUGCCUGGAUAAGAGACAAUGUCUACUGUAUUUUGUCGGUCUGGGGACUCUCCAUGGCCUACAAAAAAAUGGCCGAUCAGGACGAAGAUCGGGCGAAGACCUAUGAGUUGGAACAAACCUGUAUCAAACUGAUGCGGGGAUUGCUCAUGUCUAUGAUGCAACAAAAGGACAAAGUCGAAAAGUUCAAGCAAACUCAGAACCCCUUGGAUUCUCUACAUGCAAAGUACUCCUCUGUGUCUGGCCAGAUUGUUGUGGGAGACAACGAAUGGGGACAUUUGCAAAUCGAUGCCAUUUCUCUGUAUCUCCUGGUUUUGGCUCAAAUGACGGCUUCGGGCUUACAGAUUAUAUUCACUCUCGAUGAGGUAGCAUUUAUUCAGAAUCUGGUUUUUUAUAUUGAGUGUGCCUAUUGCACUCCAGACUAUGGGAUAUGGGAAAGAGGUGACAAGACGAACCAUGGGUUGCCUGAAUUGAAUGCUAGUUCCAUCGGUAUGGCUAAGGCUGCGCUAGAAGCUAUGAAUGAGCUUGAUUUGUUUGGUGCUCGAGGGGGUCCUUACAGUAUUAUUCACGUCCUGGCGGAUGAAGCACAGAAGUGCCAGGCUGUAUUACAGUCGAUGCUACCUAGAGAAUCCAGUUCAAAAGAAAUCGACAGUGGACUAUUAUCUGUGAUUGGUUUUCCAGCUUUUGCUGUGGAUGAUCCAUCCUUAAUUGAAUACACAAGAGAUUGCAUCAUUGAAAAACUUCAAGGUCAAUACGGUUGCAAGAGAUUCUUGAGAGACGGUUAUAAGACUCCCAAAGAGGACCCAAGAAGAUUAUAUUAUGAACCGUGGGAGUUGAGAAUGUUUGAAAAUAUUGAAUGUGAAUGGCCAUUGUUCUUCUGUUAUUUAAUAUUGGAUAAUUGCUUUAGAGGAAAUAAAGAAAUUGCAGCUAAAUACACCAAGCAAAUGGAAGAGAUUAUGAUCAGAACUGAAGAGGGUAUGAGAUUGGUGCCAGAACUGUAUUCAGUUCCCGCAGAGUUUGCAGCAGCAGAAUACAAAGAACCUGGCAGUCAGCAACGUAUACCUUUAGGCCAGUGUCCGUUUCUUUGGGCUCAGUCCUUAUUUAUUGUAGGGAAGUUAUUACAAGAAGGUUUUUUGGCACCCGGAGAACUGGACCCUCUGAACAGGCGAUUGUGUUCUGAGAAAAAACCUGAUGUUGUGGUGCAAGUUGUGAUCUUAGCUGAAGAUAACGAAGUUAAAGAUAAGCUAGCCGAGCAUGAUAUUCAUGUUCAAACUAUAGCGGAUGUUGCCCCGAUUGAAGUACAGCCCGCCAGAGUGCUUUCUCAUUUAUAUACCUAUUUAGGUCGUAACAAAAAACUGGGUUUGUCUGGAAGAAAGUCACGUGAUGUUGGAAUUUUGUCCACUAGUAAACUUUACUCAUUGGGGGAUAAAAUAUUCGCUUUCACUCCUCAGUUCACGGACAUGUCUCAAAAUUACACGGCAACGGAUUACGAACUGAUGAUAGAUAUUUGCAAGGGCGAACUAAACUUUUUGAAGUCGAGUUGGCAGAAUAUGUUGGGCAGGCCAUUGGUGACUAACCUUGACCUCGAAGAGUACUACACCAGCUACGACAUCGCCCUAUUGGCUGACAAAGUGGUUGCACACUUGUCCUUCUUAACAAUGAAUUGGCGAAACAUGCUCGGGAGGCCGACGAUAACUGUUGUUGCUACAAAAAAUCAUUUAGAGGACGGAAAAUUGCCUCUCGCAAUGAUAACAACAAUGAAAAAACUCAACUCUGGUUACAUCAAUGGCACUAGAGUGACACUAGGCAAUCUGAACGAUUUCUUGAGUACAAGUUGUAUAACGAACCUGAAUUUUUUGGGAUGUCACGAGGAUGGGUUACCUGACAAGUUAAAUCCCCAAGUACAGCAAUAUCUGGAAGAGCAUUCUGUCAAAUCUCUAUCAUACAAAUCAUCUUCGUUGAUUGUUUCGAGGACUGGUACGAGAAAUAGACAACUCAAAAGAAAAAUGUCUGUCAGAGGAGCAGUUAAGAAAACCAGAUCUAUCAAUGUUGAUUCUGAUACUUUGGGUAUGGAAAGCAACGAAAGUUUGGAAAGAAGAGGAUCCAUGUUUUUCUCGGCAAGCUCCAUCGACAAGGUUGAUAACCCUUUCAUUCACAGAGAUAAGUUGAGAACUCCUUCCCCCGAAAGAAAAAAAUCAAGUGUGGAAUCGCCAAGGGAAUCACGAAAGGAAUUGCCAAAUAUCAGCAUCACUCGGCAUAGGAAUAUUUCGGAGACGCAGUACGCUGAAACAGAAGUAGAGGAGCUGUUUGCAAUGCUGAGAGAAUCGGACUCUCUGGACGAACAGGGUGACAUCCUCCAAUAUUUGGUGGACUCUCAAGGCUUGAACUUCAACACUGGAAUGCUGGAAAAUGGUAAAAUAGUCACAGUCAAAGACCUCCUGAAGGGUCUCUACGCCAAAGCUUGCCUCCAAAAAAUGUGGGGCCUAGUGAGGCACUCGGCUGGGAUGUUGGGAAAGAGAGUUGAAGACCUUGCCAAAUCUGUUACCGAUUUACUCGUACGGCAAAAACAAAUAACGGUCGGUAUGCCCCCCAAUAACGAGCACACCAUCACUGCUCCAUUGCCCGAAAGUGAUCUGAGACUGCUCAUCCAUGAAGCUUACGGCGAAGACGACAGUACGGCUAUGUUGACGCAAGAACUGCUUUCCUAUCUGGCCAUGUUCAUCAGAACGGAACCACAACUGUUCAUGGAAAUGCUGAGACUGCGAGUGGGACUUAUAAUUCAAGUUAUGGCAACGGAAUUGUCAAGAACUCUCAUUUGCGAUGGAGAUGAAGCAUCGGAACAUCUACUGAACUUGAGUCCUUUUGAAAUGAAGAAUUUGCUGCAUCAUAUUAUCAGCGGAAAGGAGUUCGCUAUAAGCAGUGCCAAAUUGACGUCUUCAGGAGAUGAAGUAAACUGUUGCAGCUCUGGUGUUCACAUAUACAUUCAUCCAGAAAUUAUCCUCAUCGCUGAAGAUGAUUUUGAGUAUUCUGGAACAAUCACCAGAUGUUCUCCAAGCUAUAAUACCAUAGGAAAUGUUACAAUGAAAUGUCAAGGUCUCGACAUAGCAGGGAAAGUUCUUCCUCAAACCUUAACACAAGAAAUGACGUCAGGAGAGCUGAAAUUCGCCUUGGCAGUCGAAACCGUUUUGAAUACAAUACCCCAACCUGAAUACCGACAACUGAUUGUGGAGGCUUUGAUGGUUUUGACAUUGGUUUCAGAACAUAACAUUGCUCCUAAUCUUGGUGGGAUCAUUCAAGUGGAGUUUUUGGUGCAUAAGGCCAAUGAAUUGUUCCUAGAUGAUCAGAUGAAGUGCGAAGGAGACGCCACACUUUGCUGUGCAAAACCGAAAGAUUUCAGAGAAACUUCAAGAACUGGCGGAUUACUCUGUGGCGGAGCUGCAUACAUAUGCCAGCACUUUUAUGACAGCGCGCCCAGUGGUUGCUACGGUACUAUGACCUACAUGACCAGAGCGGUAGCUGUUACUCUAGAGUGUCUUCCCAAGCAUGGGGAAUUAGACUGCACCAUCAGCUGAACUAGGCACAAUUUUACAACAACUCUUUCGACCAUCUAUGAUCGGUUAACAAACGUAGUUCAUGUGCUUUAUUUCAUUAGAUUUCUGAUUUUAUCAGAUUCUGAGUGUUUAUCUUAGUUUGCCAUCUAGAGGUUUCUGAUUCAAAAGAAUACUGAAAAAGUAUUUUAUAAAGUAGAUACUAUCUAAAAAAUUGAAGAAAAUAGUUUGGAAUAUAUUGUCUCUUUACUGCUUGGUUAUGAAGACUUGAAAAGUCUUGUUGUCAUUUUUCUGGCAAUGUGCUUCAUUGGUGAUAAUACCACUAUUUUAAUAAGUGAACAAAUGAUGGAUUUGAGGAUGACUAUAAGAAAGUUAUAUUGCCAUUCAAUGGAUCAUAAUAGUUCAUAUACUGUGAGUUUUUCAAGUUCAGAAAUGAAGUUUUGAUUCUUUAUAAAUGACACUCAUGAGUUUUCUUUAUCUCCAUUAUAGCUCUGAAUGAAAAUUAUUCCUUGAAGGAUGUAUAAAUGAUACCUUGAAAUGUUUCCAUUAUUUUCUGAAUCAAUUCAUUUAUAAUAGUUUUAUGUUGUCAAACAACUGGAAAUGGUUAUGUUAAGAAAUAACAUUUUUUUUUUUUAGUUCAUUUUGCAUUCGAACUGUAAGUUCAAAAAUUGGCAUAGGUCAUAAUAACAGUUGAAAGUUGAGUCCUAGACUGAAAAUGUGGUUAGUUAUAAAAUAUUGUAAAUAUGUAAAUUGAAGUCAAAGUUAAUAAAGAAGCAAGAAAUUUAA